UGCUUUAGUGACACUGGAACUAAACCUCCAGAGAGUGGUAUCUUUGGUUUUAUGAUUAAUAUUUCAGCACUUUUAGGUGUAAUUACAAUGUACAUCAGAUAUUUAUUAAUAGAAAAGCAAAAUGAGUCAUCACACUUUGUUAGGUCUUCGUGCAACAUGUUUUCAUUAUGUAUUGGAUUGAUGGGCUGUAUUGGAAUGGGCAUAGUUGCAACUUUUCAGGAGCUGUCUGUUCCCAGUGUCCAUGACAUAGGAGCUUUGGUGGCAUUUGGAUCGGGUGUUGUAUACAUUACACUUCAGUCUAUAAUCUCUUACAAGUCCUGUCCACAAUGGAACACUUACUUUGUGUGUCACAUAAGGAUGGCCAUAUCUGUAAUAUCAUGCAUUGCUUUCAUUCCAAUGAUUGUGUUUGCCUCACAAAUUUCCAUGACAAAAAUUGAUUGGAGUCCAGGUGAAAAGGAUUAUACUUAUCAUUUUAUGAGUGCGAUCUGUGAAUGGACGGUGGCCUUUGGUUUUAUCUUCUUCUUUUUAACAUUCAUUAGAGAUUUUCAGAGAGUUUCUUUAAGGAUAUCAACAGAAAUACAUGAAGACUCCUGAUAGUGGAAAAAAAAAUACUUGAAUAUUCUAGGUUUCUUUUUACUUAGAAAAUGUUGCAGAGGGACAAGGAUUUAUAAAGUUGUAUAAAGAACUGAUACCAUUAACACCACAACAUCUGUAACAGCAUCCACUAAAACAUUUUAAAAACUCACAGCAAUGUUACUGCUACCUUUUUUCAAUAUUUUGUAUUUUUUGUACUGUUUGAUAUAUUAAAAAUACUGUAAUAGAAGCAAUCUGUAGAAGCACUUGAAAGUCAUCCAAAGACUUUUGAUCUCCUCAGCUCUUGCCUUUUGCACAUAUCCAUACUUUUUCAUUUGUUAUAGUCUCAUUAAUAACAUUAGUUUUAAACUUGAGAAAGUACAUUUUGCAAAUGGUUAGGAAACACUAAGGCCGAAUUCCUACUCUGAUAAGUUGCAAGGACUGUGGAGGAAGGUGUGAGCAGAAAGAGGCAUCUUUGUUUCAAGACUAGAAAUUUGCAGUUAGUGGAUGGCAACGCUAUGCUACAUGUUUCUGAUACUGGACACUGUAUAAACAUACAAAUCCUAGGAGAAGUUUAGACUAUAUUUCUUGAAAAAUGUUUUCUAAUCAUCACGGCAAUGCAUGUUGUAAAAGUCUACCCUCUUUUCCCCUUUAUGCACUGCUAGCCAUAGGAAUCUUGAAGUGGGAAUAGAAAGUAAAUUUACAUUUUUGCACGAUCUGCUAAAGGGGAAUCUUACUGCUAUUUGGUUAAUACAAAGCAGAAGAUUUCCAGCCUGUGUUUUAGCCUGCAGUGAUGGAAUGAAGAGGGCUUCCAAAAUGUCAUUGGGAGUGAAUGGAAAACAAGAAGAGGCACCAGUAGUUUUCAGGUGUUCAGUUAUAUCUGUAUGAGAAAUUAUAUAUAUAUAUAUAUAUAUAUAUAUAUAUAACUGAAGGAAAAAAAAUUCUGGAGAGCUUCUGUAGUGAAGAUACGGCAUAUUUGCUGCUAUAAACUUAUUUCUGUAAUGAAAAACUUAGAACUAACUGAGAAGUCAGAUGUUACAAGUGUCUGGAGGCAAAAGGGUCUUGCGUGUACAGAUUCACUACCUCCAUUUAGUGUAUUAACCACUUGGCUAUCAGUCAGGUUAUCUGAAUAUUACAUUUGCUGUGGUCUAUCACAGUUUAUCCAGAAAUAUUGAUGAUUUUCAUUUGCUAAUUUUCAAUGAGAUAAAGCAAGUGUAUGUUUUGGAGAGUCAUGUUUUAAGACUAGUAAUCUGUUGAUAUUUUCUUUAAUGUGUACUUUAAACUAUUAAA
This is a messenger RNA of Athene cunicularia (burrowing owl), 1863 nucleotides long. It is a transcript of the gene DRAM1, whose product is annotated as DNA damage regulated autophagy modulator 1. The transcript is spliced from 6 exons. Gene Ontology annotation, cellular component: lysosome. Gene Ontology annotation, biological process: regulation of autophagy. The record is from RefSeq and is a predicted model, not a curated record. The annotation marks the transcript as partial. Lineage: Eukaryota; Metazoa; Chordata; Aves; Strigiformes; Strigidae.